AUGCAAAUACACACUGUAAAUUCACAAGAAGAAAAACAAGCAAAAAAGCCAAGUCGUAAACAUUUACAUUGUGAAGAAAUUCCAAUGAAAAAUCGAUCAAUAUCUCAUUCAAGUUCAACAGAAACACUUCAAGAUGAAAUUCAAGAUACUUUACAUAGUCUAUUAAGUAAACAAAAAGAACUUGAACAUGAUCAACAAGUAACAAAUGAUUGGCGUGCAUUGGCAACAAAAAUUGAUAAAAUUUUAUUUUAUGUUUUUCUUCUAUUAACAAUUAUAUCAACAUUAGGUCUUCUUGUUGUUGCACCAUUAUUUCGAACUAAUAUUCAACGAAAAAUAAAACUUUGGAAUGGAACACGUCGACCUUAA
Messenger RNA from Rotaria sp. Silwood2, 366 nucleotides. The record is from the annotation of a GenBank genome assembly. Lineage: Eukaryota; Metazoa; Rotifera; Eurotatoria; Philodinida; Philodinidae.